AUGCCCAGCAGCAACCCAUCUCAGGGACCAUCAUCGUAUUCAGAGUACUGGCUGUCUCUUUUCCAUGAAUCAACAGUCUCUGCAAUUCUGGAGGACCCAGAAUCGCCCCAGUCGAUGGCAUUUGAAUGGCUCGUGGAAGAGAUUGACAUCCUACGCAACCUUACAGAGCAAAGAGUUGUACAACGGUUUGUACUAGCAACUUUCUAUUUUGCCAACAGCAAAGAACAAUGGUUCUCCAGUGACAAUUGGCUAAACCACAGUGUUCAUGAGUGCCUUUGGUAUUCUGGUUUGGAGCAAUGGUAUUUCUUUGUUGAGGCCAACAAUGUUCUCCCACUGGAUCACAUCAGUCCAUGUGAGCAAGAUCCAGCUGGAUAUCUACAGGAUGGCAUCUUGUAUCAGGGAGAAGGAAUCCUGAAGCAUUUUUGGCUGCCUUAUAACCGCCUGUUAGGAUCAGGCAUUCCACCAGAGCUCUACUUGCUCACAGACCUCAAGAGCUUGGCAUUGGAUGAAUUGAACCUUACAAGCACCAUCCCUGAUGAGCUUUUUAACCUUUCAAAUUUGGAAUAUCUUUCGAUGAUGUUUUGUGGGCUGUUUGGCUCCAUUCCUGAGGCAAUUGGACAAUUGUCAAAACUUGGAAUCGUGUACAUGGGAAUUUUGACUGGAACUCUUCCGUCAUCCCUUUAUUCCCUUACAAACUCAAUGGCAGGCAUCAUUCUAUCAGGAAAUCAGCUAACAGGACCAUUACCAACAGAGCUGGGAUUGCUAACUAAGUUGAGGGGUCUAGUACUUGACACCAACCUAUUUACCGGGGAAAUUCCCACAGAGCUUGGGCAGUUCACUGGAUUAUGGACCCUGUUCCUGCACGACCUCAUUCUGAGUGGCGCUAUCCCAAAUGAGCUUGCACUUCUUACAGACAUGAUACUUCUGCAACUGGAUAACACCGGCCUUACGGGGACGAUCCCCAGGUGGCUUGGCAACAUGACAACCAUGGAUGGAUUGACACUGUCAGAUAACUCCUUUACUGGGACUAUCCCUACAGAACUUGGCCUUCUAACAAAGUUAUCUAACUUAUGGCUUCAUGCGAACGAUUUGUCGGGCACAAUCCCAAGUGAAUUUGGAAAGUACGAGCAAGUGCUUGUGUUGAACAUGCCUAGCAAUAACCUGACAGGAACCAUUCCUACAGAGCUUGGACUGCUUACUGAUUUGUGGCAGUUGUGGCUGUUUGACAAUGAUUUGACUGGAACAGUGCCACUGGAGCUUGGCAAUGUUCCUUUCCAUGCACCUUAUGGUCAAGCCUUGUUGUAUGGAAAUGAUCUUUCUGGCAUUAUCCCUGAGAGCUUGUGUUUUGCCAACAACCUUACGUUUGACUGCAGCAGCCAGCUCUGUGGAUGUGACUGGUGUAACUGUUCUGACUAUGACACAUCACCGAUACUGGAGGGAGAGCCUACCAAUGGAGGUGAUCAGCUACUGAGUGAGGCAAACCUAACUGAGGGAAACCAAACUGGACCCUGA
Molecule: messenger RNA, 1512 nt
Organism: Seminavis robusta
Lineage: Eukaryota; Bacillariophyta; Bacillariophyceae; Naviculales; Naviculaceae
Source: the annotation of a GenBank genome assembly